Solenopsis invicta (red fire ant) is the source of this 710-nucleotide messenger RNA. RefSeq names its product BEN domain-containing protein 5-like. The coding region runs from base 127 to 630 and encodes 167 amino acids. NCBI's taxonomy places the organism in Eukaryota, Metazoa, Arthropoda, Insecta, Hymenoptera, Formicidae. The record is from RefSeq and is a predicted model, not a curated record. The transcript is spliced from 2 exons.
AAUAUAAAAAUACAAGCAGCCAAAUCGGAAAUUUUGAAUUUAAAAAACAAAUACGAUAAUUUGCUGAAAUCCAAUGAGUUUCCUGUAACAGAAAAAACUGCACGCAAACUAAUAGACCUUGUGAAUAUGGCAGUUCCAGAAGUAGCUGAGGCUGUUGAAGCAGCUUCUGGAGCAAAUAUCGUGGACGAAGAAAAUAGUGAAAAAAGGCCACAACUCAACCAAGUUCACCUUGGAAGCGGUGUAAAAUGCAACAAAGUCGCUUAUGAAGACGCACAAAAUGUAUCAGCCCCGGCAAAGUUCGUGUCGAUCAUGAGUGUCGGUAUUUGGGGCUACGAACACUUAUCAAAAAGAUGUGUAAAACAAACGAAGCAUGUGAAAGAUGAUCGAUUAGAAAUGAGCCCUGUAAAAGUGGGAAUUUUAAAAAGCUAUUUUAUAAAAUGGCUAGAAAAGAAUGGUUACCGAGAUAAUUCUAGGCAGCACGAAUUGCAACAAUUGAAUGUUUAUUUAGGUCGUGCCAUUACAGCUGCGCAGAAACAUAUAAAUCUCCCAUUAAACCAAAGAAAACGUAAAAUAUCCUUUACCGAAGGAAAUGAGAAAAACUUCUCUAAAGUAACUAUUCUUACAGAUUAAUUUCUCAAUUCGUUUUUUGAAGUAGUAGAAGAUCGAGAUAGAAAUUACUUAACUAUUAUUCUAUCAAAGGAGUACACGGA